Messenger RNA from Scophthalmus maximus (turbot), 3685 nucleotides. RefSeq names its product sodium/hydrogen exchanger 3. Gene Ontology annotation, cellular component: apical plasma membrane; brush border membrane. Bases 327 to 2927 code for a protein of 866 amino acids. Gene Ontology annotation, biological process: proton transmembrane transport; regulation of pH; sodium ion transport. The transcript is spliced from 16 exons. NCBI's taxonomy places the organism in Eukaryota, Metazoa, Chordata, Actinopteri, Pleuronectiformes, Scophthalmidae. The record is from RefSeq and is a predicted model, not a curated record. Gene Ontology annotation, molecular function: sodium:proton antiporter activity.
CGUAGAGGAGAUACUGUACAUAUAAAGGGCUGAGUCUGGCGUCCUGCACACUUCUGACUUCACGCUGACCACAGACUGUGGGAGGAAGGAGGACACCAAGUCACGGACUCAGAUAGAAAGAUGGAGCACUAGCGGGGAAAAGGGGAGAUAGUGCAGUGAAAAGAUAAAAGAAAGCAGUGUGACACACCGUGUAGCAGUUCAGUCUGGCCUUGGAAACACUCUUUGCACGUUGGCGUAUGAGGUCGUGCGAGGAAAGACGAGGAGCUUCUUUUGUGUUGAGUGUUACUUCCCUUUUUGCUCUACUUUUGGUCUGUUGAUUUGAUCAAAUGCGACGCCCCGGAUAUGUGCUCCUCUGGCUGUCGGGGUCAGUGCUGCUGAUGUGCCCCGUCUCAGGGGUCACAAGGGUGAAGGACAAAGCGACGGCAACACACCAAGAACCCCAUCUGAGGCCUCCAGAGUCCAAAUCCAGCCCGAAUGAGACUGAACACGCUCACGGCUCCGGCGUCACGGAAGUGCCCAUUGUCAACUUUAAGUGGCACCACGUGGAGGAGCCUUAUCUAAUUGCACUGUGGAUACUGGUGGCCGGUUUGGCUAAGCUGGUCAUCGAGGCCAACCACCAUGUGACCAGUGUGAUCCCAGAGAGCGGCCUGCUCAUCUGCUUUGGCUUCAUCCUGGGCGGGAUGAUUUGGGGCGCAGACAAGCUGCAGACGUUCAAACUGACCCCAACGGUGUUCUUCUUAUUCCUGCUGCCUCAAGUCAUCCUGGACGCGGGCUACGCCAUGCCCAACAAGCUCUUCUUCAGCAACCUGGGGGCCAUCCUAGUCUACGCCAUCAUCGGGACCUGCUGGAACGCCGCCAGCUUGGGGCUGUCGCUGUGGGGGUGUCACAAGGGAGGGGCCAUGGGUGACCUGGACAUCGGCCUGCUGCAGUAUCUCCUGUUCGGCAGUCUGAUCGCUGCCGUGGACCCCGUGGCCGUCAUCGCCGUGUUUGAGCAAGUCCACGUCAACGAGGUCCUCUUCAUCAUGGUGUUUGGAGAGUCGCUGCUCAACGACGGCGUGACAGUGGUCCUCUUCAAUGUAUUUGAUGCAUUUGUGUCACUGGGAGGAUCCCAAAUUGAUGCUGUGGAGAUUAUUAAAGGAAUAGUGUCCUUCUUCGUGGUGGCGUUUGGCGGCUCCCUCUUGGGCUUUGUGUUUGGCCUGCUGAUCUCUCUUCUGACCAGAUACACUAAAAACAUCCAGAUCAUUGAGCCGGGCUUCGUCUUCGUGUUGGGAUACCUCUCCUACCUGACUGCUGAGAUGCUCUCGCUGUCUGCCAUCCUCUCGGUCCUCUUCUGUGGAAUAUGCUGCCAGAAGUACAUCAACGCAAACAUGGACGAGAAGUCCGUCACCACAGUUAGAUACGUCAUGAAGGUUCUGGCCAAUGGGUCGGAAACCAUCAUCUUCGUCUUCCUCGGCAUCUCGGCCAUAGACAAGUCAAUCUGGGUGUGGAACACGGGCUUCAUCCUCCUCACACUCCUCUUCAUCUUUGUGUAUAGAAUAAUUGGUGUCUUUUUCCUCACCUGGAUCCUGAACAAGUUCAGGCUGGUCCCCAUAGGGUUCAUAGACCAGGUGAUCAUGAGCUACGGUGGCCUGCGAGGGGCCGUUGCAUAUGGCCUGGCUGUGAUGCUGGACGACAGCAAGAUAAAGGAGAAGAACCUGAUGAUCAGCACCACUCUCAUCGUAGUGUACUUCACCGUCAUUCUUCAGGGGAUAACCAUGAAACCUCUGGUCACUUGGCUAAAAGUAAAGAGAGCCAAAGUAUCGGAGCUCACACUCAUAGAAAAAGUACAGAACAAGGUGUUUGAUCACUUGCUUGUUGCCAUAGAAGACAUAUCUGGACAAAUCGGACACAACAACAUGAGGGACAAGUGGAAGAAUUUUGAGGACAAGUGGAUGACGUGGCUUCUGAUGAAGCCGUCGGCGAGGAAGAACCGCGACCACGUCUUCAACGUCUUCCAUCAGCUCAACCUCAAGGAUGCUAUGAGCUACGUGGCUGAGGGCGAGCGCAGGGGAUCUCUGGAGUUCAUCCGCAAUGACACGGCAUACGUCGACUUCAAGAAAAAGUUGGGCGACGAAUUCUCGGAGGUGAUGCCUGACAUCAUGGCUGACAUGUCGGACGACCGCGGCGCCGGUACCGACAUGAGAAGAGACCCCGUGCCGUCAGUGAGCCUGGAUAUGCACGACCAGACCAUGAAGGGGAUGAGGGAAACCGAGGGCAUCAACACUCACCACCUGCUGCAACAGCAUCUGUACAAGGGCAGGAAACAGCACCGGCACAGGUACAGCCGGAGCCACUUCAACGUCAACGAGGACGAGAACGAGGUGCAGGAGAUCUUCCAGAGGACCAUGAGGACUCGCCUGGAGUCCUUUAAGUCUGCAAAGAUGGGCGUCGCUCCACCAAAAACAAUUAGCAAGCACUCCAAGAGAGAACAGCAGCAAAAGAUGCCAAAUGGAAAAUCACUGGACAAAAGUAAAAGCCAUUCUGGAGAUGAAGAUUUUGAGUUCUCAGAGGGAGACAGUGCCUCUGGCUACGAUGCACCAGGCACUUCAAUCCCCAUGAGGGUCACCUACAGAGCAGGAGCCGGAAUUGAGAACCCAGCCUUCAUGCCGGACAUGGACCCCAUGGCUCCGAUGCAGAUCCCUCCGUGGCUGGCAGAGGCCGAGCUCGACAGCAGCAUGGUCGCUCCUUCGCAGCGAGCCCAGGUGAGGCUGCCGUGGACGCCCAGCAACCUGCGGCGCCUGGCUCCGCUUCGCAUCAGCACUCGCUCCACCGACUCCUUCAUGCUGGCCGACACUCCCGCCAGGCAGCAGAGGGGCAACGACGACCUGCCACCACCACCACCACCACCGCCUCCGCCUCCUUCCGAUAGAGACGGAGGCCACAUGUAGCAGCAUCCUGACCCCUUCUCCUUUUUUGACCUGGCUGCCAGGGACACAAAACCUAAACCUCAGACUUUGCACCUUCUACUCUCAAAAGAUUGACUAGGCGAUGUUUUCCUUUCCGUGCCACUGUUUAAUCUCAACAUUCACAAUCCCAUAACCUGUGUUCCUCUCCCUGCUUCUCUAACGUCACCCGUCACUGGGCAAAGGGGAGCCGCGGGCGAAGCGAGGAGGCCUGUGUGCACAGUGGCAUGUUAUUCACCAGCACACGUUGAACAUUGUCAUAGUGUCUCCUCUGGUUCAUAGUAAACCAUUUUAACAUUGUCAAUCAGUCCCUGAGAAAGCCUUAAUCCUGAAUGUGAUGCAAAAACAUUUUUUCAAGCACUGUAGAUAUUUGUAGAUUGUGUUGUUUAUAAUUAUGAUAAAAAUGGGAGUUUUAAUUACAGUGAUACAAAAUCUAUAAUCUGUAAAAUCAAUAAUAAUUUUGUUUCCUCCUGUCUCACAACAGUACUGGAGGUGGAAUAUUAGAGUUGAAGAAUAACACCACUGUAAAAAUGUGACUUGAUACGAUAAAGACAUUGUAUUUAUUCUCAAAUGUGGUUUGUAGUGUAAGGAAAUGUCCACCAUCUCAAAUCUGUGCCACGAACAUUUUAUGUACAUCCAAUAAAAAAGACUUGGACUGACUUUGCAUGGUGGCAAAGUGGAUGCAUUUAAAAAUAUGAAUAAAAAUAAAGACUGUAACCAUGCAGUCAGUUUUAUGAAAUAUU